UGCGGCGACGACAACGCCCGUGAUGGUUCUGGUCUGAAGAUAGCGCAGUCUGAAAAUGCUCUCGCUUCUUGGUCGUCGGCGUCGGGCGCCAGCGUGCGUUUCAGCACGAGGUGACGCCGAUCCACAGGGAAAAGGUGAAACAAGAGCCCUGCUGGUGUGCCCGAUGGCACCAGCAGCACCGUCAAGGUGCACUACCCAUCGGUCGGAAGAAGUAGACUUCCCGCCACCCGCGGGCCGCACUACGAGGACUGCUUCAACGCACCAGUACGACCCCCCGGUCGUGCCAGUAGGCGCCUACUACAGGCUGGGCAAGUUUUCCCCGAACGCUGCCACAUUGUCCGAUGCCGCUGCAUGAGCGAUGGGUGCACCACGUGAUACAAUGGCCAAACACACUGCGCUUCGGACAUUCACACCGAGGGCAAGUCAUUGAAAGGAGGCUGAUGAGGAAGCCGGGGAGGAUUCAUCUAUGGACUCGAAAGGGGAUCACAGGAAGCCGAGGUCCUUCUAGAGCCGGCGAAGAAGCGGAGUGAACCUGCUGCACACGUCCUCUCAACAACAGGAGUGCUGCUUGAUCCAUGAAAACUGUUGCACUAUGUCCGUAGCUGUUGCACUACGUCCGUACGGCUCCACCCAACUAUAGAUCGUCGUCGCUGGCCCCCGGGAUUGCCGGCCCGUGCCCGCCCCUGGGCGCCAGCUUCGCGCGGUCCCCGCGGACCACGCUCCUCCACAGGAACGGGAGGAGGAGGGCAUAGAGGGCGAGGGCGGGGAGGGCGCGGCCGGCGCAGAGGCGGGCCGCGGCAGGAGCCGCGGCCUCGAGGCCCCCCGCAGCGACGGCGGCGGCGCGCGCGGCGCCCCCG
Prorocentrum cordatum is the source of this 857-nucleotide messenger RNA. The record is from the annotation of a GenBank genome assembly. Lineage: Eukaryota; Dinophyceae; Prorocentrales; Prorocentraceae.